CGACUCUCUUCCAGAAUCUCGUUCCUCGGGCCAUCUUCUUCUUCUUCUCCUCUCCUUUCUAUAUCUUUCUUCACGGAUUUCAAGGAGAGCUUGAUCCUUUUUUAUUUAUUAUUCUUAUUCUCUUUAAUAGUCUUCUUAAUCUCCUUCUCUCUCUCUGGUUCGGUCUCUCAUGGUUUGACAAUGGCGGCUGCUGCUGCUGCUGCUGCUGCUUAUUCGGACCGUGUUUGUACCGGUUCCGAAGAAACCUCGUAGAGACAAGAAAACCCAUUUCCCUGUAGGUUGCUUGGGUUGGAGGGACAUUAACAGUUGGGGGAAUUCCCUCGAGAGAGAGAAAAAGCAUUGUUCUUUGAGCUGGGUUUCAUGGAAUGAACACCAAGAAUAAUGGAUUGCUUCAGCCAAGAGGAAGACUUGCCGUUCUUUGAUGCUAACGAAGAAAUGGCAUCGAAUGGUUCCAAUGGCGAUACCUUCCAUUUCGAUGUACGGUACGGUUGCUCUGAAAGUGUUGUGGAGCGGAGGAAGAAGUUCUUGGAGUGGAUGGGAGUCGAUGAAGGUGGUCGUGUCAGUUCAGGGAUUUCGGCUUCUGCGAGUAAUGCAGAGCAAGAAUUCGAUAGAUUUCGAGAAAAUCACUCGGAGGCUGUGAUGAGAUCUGGAGAUGGAGCUGGAGAAUUCAGCAGUUCUUCUCAGUUAUCGUCGUUUUCGUCCUUGUCUGGUUCAAGUAUGGAUCUUUCUGGCGAGUUGUCUCUAAGGGUAGAUGAAACGAGAGCUUAUAGCUCUUCCAUGGCGUCGAGUUCUGAUUCAAGAUGUUGUCAGGGGAAGGAAAGUAAUGACAUCACAGGGCUAAUCAGGAGUUUUAAGAAGGGCUGGUUUCAUAGGCUGCGUUCUAUGGGGUGUGCCACUGGUAAGGAGGUUGAAUCGAGUACAAUGAAAGCUUCUAGCUAUGGAGGAGAAGAAGUAGUUUCUGGUGGCAGCCAUUGUAGAGUUAAGGUUAAGCAUUGUAGGAAGAAGGUUAAGGAACUUUCCGCUCUUUAUCAGAGCCAAUACAUUAAGGCUCAUGAUGGUCCAAUCACGACGAUGAAGUUCAGCGAUGACGGGAAGUAUCUUGCAAGCGGUGGUGAAGACGGGGUUUUGCGCGUUUGGAAAAUCGAGGAGGAUAAUCGAUCAAGAAAACGGGAUUUACCCAAGAUAGAGACAGACCCUUCUUGCUUGUAUUUUGAGGUGGAUGAUCAAGAUCUUUCCCGGUUGAAACCAGUGAGGGUGGAUGAGGAGAAGAAAACAAAGAGAAAGAACUUGAGGAAAGCAUCAGAAUCGGUCUGCGUUGUAUUUCCUUCAAAAGUUUUCCGGAUAAUGGAAAAUCCGAUACACGAAUUUCGCUUCCACACUGGUGAAAUCCUUGACAUCUCUUGGUCUAAGAACAAUUGUCUUCUCUCGGCAUCGAUGGAUAACACAGUAAGAUUAUGGAGAAUCGGAAGCAAUGAUUGUCUCGGAGUUUUCCCCCACAAUACCUAUGUGACUUCUGUACAGUUCAACCCGGGUCACGAAAACUAUUUUAUCAGCGGUUCAAUCGAUGGGAAAGUUCGAAUCUGGGAAAUUUCGGAUUGCAGAGUUGCUGAUUGGGCCAAUACCAGAGAGAUUAUUUCCGCAGUGUGUUAUCGUCCAGAUGGACGGGGUGGAAUCAUUGGAUCUUUGGAAGGAAAUUGUCGAUUCUUUAACAUGUCUGGAGAUUACAUAGAACUAGACUCUCAGAUUCACUUGGUUAACCACAAGAAGUCAUCAAAUAAAAGGAUAACCGGAUUCAAGUUCUUGCCACACGACCCGAGUAAAGUUUUGGUUGUUUCGGGUGAUUCCCAAGUCCGAAUUCUUCACGGGAACAACGUUGUCAGAAAAUACAAGAGUCUUUGCAAGACGAGAAGCCUAACGUCGGUGUCUCUCACAUCUGAUGGAAAGCAUAUCGUAUCAGCUUGUGAAGAUUCCAAUGUGUACAUAUGGAACAGCAGCGACAACACCCACGAAGAAGAAUCUGAUUCUUCUUCUUCCCAGAUGAAAAAGAUUCGAUCUUUCGAAUGUUUCUUGACCAAUGCAUCAGUGGCAACAACAUGGUGCGGGUUCUCGUCAGAGGACAAGUCUCCUCGUCAAACUCCUCUCCCGCCCUCUUGCCUGUCUCAAGGGUUGGCCAUGGGAUCGGGUUUCAAAGGAUGCGCGACUUGGCCAGAAGAAAAUCUUCCUUCCAGCCCUUUCACCACGUUCAAGAUGAAUGUCUCCCCAUACAAGACGAACUCCCUCGCUUGGGGAAUGGUCAUAGUGACCGGAGGUUGGGAUGGACGGAUCAGAACGUUCCAGAACUAUGGCCUCCCUCUGGUCACGUAGCCGGCUCCAUGAUCCGAACCAGGUUGCCAUUCUGAGAUUUGGGAGUUAUGGGUGGGUACGAACAGAUCCAUUAUUGAGAUUUCAGGAGAUUCUCCAAGAGGGUUUUGAGCAUGGUCCGCCAAGAUCACUGGUUAGAAAGAAUCAUCGAUCUGAGGAUGAGGGAAAAGAUUUUUUUCAUGGAAUGUGGCUUGUCCAAGGUGAUUUCGGCGUACGGAUUGUCGAAAAAGGACAGGUGUGGGCCCGGAGACAUUGGCCGGCAAGUGAUCGUGGAACCUGUGGCUCAAGUUUGUCCUCUCAAGGAAGUGGUGACGGAGCUUUUGCUUCUUGAUGUUGAUAUUGAUGCUGAUGCCCCUUUUUUUUCUUAUUAACCUCUGUGAUUUUUUUUUAAAUUUCUAACAUAACGAAAAGCUUGAUUUAUUUUACAAUUGUAAAAAUUAAAUCUUACA
Tarenaya hassleriana is the source of this 2810-nucleotide messenger RNA. RefSeq lists its product as uncharacterized. The record is from RefSeq and is a predicted model, not a curated record. Gene Ontology annotation, molecular function: protein binding. The transcript has 6 exons. The coding region runs from base 382 to 2364 and encodes 660 amino acids. NCBI's taxonomy places the organism in Eukaryota, Viridiplantae, Streptophyta, Magnoliopsida, Brassicales, Cleomaceae.